CCUGGGAAAACUUGCACAAGGCGCAAUCUUCUCGCCAUAUAACCAACCACCUUAGAUCUCAGACCUACCAACCUCCUCGCACUCCCGCUACUCUCCCUCUAAGACCGCAACAAUGCUCGCCGGCUCAGCGCCAGGCGGCACAACCGCCAAAGAGCUCACAGACCACGACGUCAACACCCUCCUUACCGCUCUCCGUGCCAACAACGGCACCCACGGCCCCUUCAAACUCAGCCCCACCAUCGACGCCAAGACUGCCACCGACGCCGCCAUCUUCUCCGCCGUCGAACACAGCGUAAAGACAGGGAUACCGCUAAUCAUAGAAAACUCGCUGGACGGGUGGAAACGUCUACGCGGCGACGCGGAUAAGGAGGAGAAAGACGGCGCCGCCGGGGUUCCGGAUGAGCAGCUGUUCAGCCUGGGGUGGUUGAAAAACCAACAUGGACCGGAACACGUGCUGUUGAGGAACGUGCAUACGAACGAAGAUGUGGAUUCGACCGUUGAGGGAUAUGUCGAUUUCCUGAAAGAUGGGCAGCCGACCGAGAAGAGCGUGGAGAACGGUGCAGAUUCUAUGGAUGUGGUGCACCGCAAGACGGGGGAUGGUGGGCAGGGGGUUCUGUAUGGCAAGGAUAUCACGUGUCCGCCGGAGUGGACGCAGCGGACGAUGGCGAGGAUACCGGGGUUCUUGCGGUACAAGGGGGAGAAUGACCUUGUGCGAUUGCUUCCGGAGAGGCUGCAGAGUGAGAACUUGAUGAUCUAUGUUGGAAAUGAGGGAACGUUGACCCCUGGUCAUACGGACCUGUGUGGAUCUGUAGGCCAUAAUGUCAUGGUACACGCCGACGAAAACGCCCGCGCCAUCUGGUUCAUCGUCAAAUCCUCCGACCUUGCUCGCGUCUCCGCCUUCUGGCAAGAACAAUCCCACUCCCUCUAUCAAGACAACUACUUUGCCCCCAUCUCCAUCCUCUCCAAAGCCCCUUUCGACAUCUACGUCAUCGAACAAAAACUCAACGACUUUAUCAUCGUACCCCCCGAAUCAGCACACCAGGUCUACAACAAAGGCGGCGUCAACAUCAAAGUCUCCUGGAACCGCCUGACAGUCGACUCCCUCUCCCGCUGCAUUGACCACGUCUUGGAAGAGUACCGUACGCACAUGCGACCAGAGACGUACCGCAUUAAAACAUUGUUGAACGAAACAGUGCUCCACUUCAUUGACCGCGCAGCGCUCAUCGACGACCCGACGGUGUUCCCCACCGCUGAAGAGAAACAGCGGUUUGUGGAUGACUUUCAUACAGCGGUGGAGGCGUUUGCGAUUAUGCUGAGCGACGAGUGGGUGGAGUCGGACGACGUGGACCCGCCGACGAUUGGGAUGCCCACACCCUGGCCGGAUGUGGAUAGGCCCCAUGAGAGGGUGUGUGAUUUUUGUCGAGCGGAUAUUUGGAAUCGAGGGUUUCAUUGUAGGAAGUGUGCGGCGAGGGGUCAUAGUCAUGCGGCGGCGACGGCAGGUGUCACUCAGUCCAAUGGCGUUGCAGCCGAGACACUAACAAACGUCACGCAGGCGAACGGCACUGUUGGGUUGGCCAAUGAGACUGUGGUUGAGACUCCCGUGGCUAGUCAGCCCGAUGGCGAUGUGAAACAGGCUUCGUCGGCGGUGUUCGAAUCUAGCAACGGGGUUACCGAUACUGUUGAGAAAACUGAAAAUGGCCUCCUUCACCCGUCGACUCCCGCGAUUAUCAGCAAUGGCGUGGUUAAUGGCGCUGAUGCGGCUAUUGUUGCGACAGAGGCUGCAGCGCAGCUGUCAGCUCCCUUGGUCAGCAAUGGCGAGGUCAACGGUGCAGAAUCAGCUGUCCCCGUCACGGACUCUUCAUCUCAUGUGCCAGCCGAUGGGCCUGCGAACGGCAUUCAAGUCGUAUUUAGACAAGCGCCAGCCGAUAAGCAGGCAAAUUCAAUCCAAGUCGUAACCACCCAAGCGCCAGCCGCCGACAUCAAACCAGCCGAACUUGUCAAGACCCCAGCAUCCAUCGAACCCACAUCAAUCCCCGCCCCAAUCAUCUCAACACUCAAUCCCCCGUCCGCCGCACCCGACUCAACGACACCCACCCUCCCCUCCUCCACCGGCGAAGACGACUUCGACGUAUGCCUCGACUGCUACUCCCAAGGCCGCAGCUGCCGCCACGAGCGCGACAUGGAGUUCCACGAGUACAUCCCCAUGGGCGUCCUCAGCGCGCAGAUCAGAAAAGCUGUCAAGACUUAUAACGAUCUCCUGUCGAGGAAGGGGUUGAAGGGGCCUGGGUUGACGAAUGAGUUUUUGCAUGGGUUAUUUGAUGGACAUACACCAGUUGUUCCGACUGCUAGUGUUGCGCAUCAGUUGUUUGUUGCGCGGACCAAGAAAGUCAGCCUGUUGUCCAAAUGCUGUCAUGCGUGCCGGUCGUCUACUGCGCCUGCUUGGUCAUUUGUGUCGGAUGCAUGUGGAACGCCGUAUUGCGCAAGAUGUUUGUGGAAUAGGUUUGGGGAGAGGCUUUCGGAUGUUAAGAAGAAUCGUGAUUGGAAGUGUCCCAAAUGUCGAGAGGAAUGCAACUGCCUCAACUGCGUGCGCCGCUUUUACUCCAACAAACCCGUCCCCUUCCCCAUUCCCAAAGGCGAAAUCGUCUUCCUCGUCGAACAAUCCCACUACGUUGAAGACCGGCAUGGGAACGUCCUCGCUUCCGAUCGGCAGUUUCCGACGGGACCGCUGUUCAAGGAUGCGCGGUUUAAGGUUGAGCCUAUGCCUGAUGCCUUCCGCCGCGAAGUCUACGGCCGCCACCGAGGAAUCAAACGCGCGCUAGACGACGAUCUCGCGCACAACACGCCAGCUCCCAAAAAGAGCAAAAAAGCCGCGCCGCGCCCACGAUACGACGACGACGCGAUGCUCAUCGACUCGAUCCUCCCCAACGGCGAAAGGCGGGCGAGCGCGAGAAAAGUCACAAAAACCAAAUUGUUUGAGCCGGAAGUAGGGUUGGGAUGGGGUGAAGAGAAGCCGAGAAAACCGAGUCGCCGGGUUUCGCUUACGACGCCUAAACCGGAACACCGCCACCAGCAAUCGGAUUCGGAAUUUUAUGAUGAUGAUGAAGAGUAUAUGGAUGAUGGAACUUACGGCAGCCACAGCAGCGCGCCGUCCUCCUCGAAGAAUGUGAAAAGAAGCAGCAGCGGUAGUCAUCAUAAACGCAUCCCGAUCGGAAGCAGCAGCGGAAACGCACGGCCCAAUGCCGCGGGACUCGCUAAACUCGUAUCCCCGUCGUCUGGUCAUGCGCAGAACGGCGGGCGGAAGAAAGUGGUGAUUCCACCGUCUUCACUCAGCUACUCCGCAAAGGACCCGGACGAUCGUCGCAUGUCCUCUUCAUCCGCGGCCUCCCAAUCUGCACCGCGCCGUCCCUCAACCACCACCAACAACGCCAGUACGUUCACACCCCUCCCCGCCUCCACCAGCACCACAACCUCCUCCCUCUCAACCCGCAGCAAACACAAAGCACCCCGUUUGAAACUCACCACAGAAGACGGCACGCAACGUUCAUGCCGUGAUCUGCUGGCGAAGAUGGACGUCGACCACGCGUUCUUGAAGGAGUUUUUUGUGGAGUGUAUGGGGGUUUGUCAGGAACGUGGGGGUGGGCUUUGGGCGGGUGUGCAUGCUGAGGAGGUCUAUAAGGGGAUGUUGGGGAGGUUUGCUGACUGAGUACAAAGAGGAGGCGAGCGGAUUGGAGCGAGAUGAGAGCUUAGCGAGACGAGAUCGGCGAAAGGGAGAGACGGAGAGUGCUGGUAUGCGUGGGCAAGGGGAAACAGCAGGAAGUGUUGGGGGUUGUCAUAUUCUCGUCCCCCCUUCUCUCGCCGCAGAAAUAGGUUGCUAGUUUGUAGGUCCUAUUGCGGCUUCACGAUUUGGGGAGAAAAAUCCCCCUGGGUUGGCAUAUCUUGGUAGGCAAACUGUCUGCGCAUAUAGCUGGGUCAUGUACUGUGCAUAAGAUCCAUACACUGGGUUUGCCAGACUUGGGUGGUGUUGAGGGGGUGGUCUGUUUCGCAGUGGCUGUCUGAUUGCUUCGCUGUGAACUGCAGGUGAACAACGAGGAAGUGAAAAAACGCGUAAGGAACGCGAAACUGACGC
Fimicolochytrium jonesii is the source of this 4126-nucleotide messenger RNA. RefSeq lists its product as uncharacterized. Gene Ontology annotation, cellular component: nucleus. Gene Ontology annotation, biological process: regulation of DNA-templated transcription. The transcript has 10 exons. The record is from RefSeq and is a predicted model, not a curated record. Bases 113 to 3703 code for a protein of 1196 amino acids. Lineage: Eukaryota; Fungi; Chytridiomycota; Chytridiomycetes; Spizellomycetales; Powellomycetaceae.